Messenger RNA from Daldinia loculata, 1062 nucleotides. RefSeq lists its product as uncharacterized. The record is from RefSeq and is a predicted model, not a curated record. NCBI's taxonomy places the organism in Eukaryota, Fungi, Ascomycota, Sordariomycetes, Xylariales, Hypoxylaceae. The transcript has 4 exons. Bases 1 to 1062 code for a protein of 353 amino acids.
AUGGCCAUCCAGACUACAACCGUUGCGAGCCUCCCCUCUAGGGCAGAAACAGAAGCGGCUUCGAACCCGACGACGGUGCCGUCCGUCUCCGUCCUCACGCUCACGGAAAGGUAUCUCACGACGACUUUCACCCCGCCGGCGUCGUGUCGCGAGGUACAUCUUACGCAGUUGUCGUCGCCGGGGUAUCAACUUUGGCUCAAUGAGCCGCAGCCCGUGCCGAAUUCGAAGAUUGGGGAUUGUUAUCCGUCGGGGUAUAUCAAUGGGUAUACUAGUGAUACAAAAUGCCUCGAGUUCUAUCGCUCCUAUGUUCUCGCCGCUGGUCUGUCCCGAAGGUUGGAACACGGCGAGGACGUGGCCGAAUGGAUAUAUAGCUUGUUGCGCCUCGUGGAAAUCAAAAAUGAUAUAUCAUCUAAGCAAGCCAAUUAUUAUAUGACGGGGUCUAAUUAUAGCGAUAGUGGUUUUCAACUUCAUCUUCCCGACGAACCGGUGGACACCAACCGGCCGGCGUACGGGGGUACCUGCUAUAGUAAUUUUCAAGUCGGCCAGACUGCUACGGUCACGGCGUAUGAUAGCGCGAGUGUUACGGCGACGGUCGAAUGGGUCGCCUCGGCUACUAACGACCAAGCCUAUGCGCAUCCCAUAGACGGCUUUGCACUAAGUACGGACGACUCAAAAUCCACUGGACUCUCAGGUGGCGCAAUUGCAGGCAUCGUAAUAGGCGUCCUAGCAGUCGUGAUCGCUAUUCUCGUUGGCCUACUAUUAUUCUUGAGACGAUAUCGCCAGAAGAGAAAGCAAGCGCCCUUCGACGGAUUCCAGCAAGUUCAGCCGCAGCAAGAACUUCCCCAAGAGCAAUACAACAAUAAGGAGCCUUUAGUCUCACCCGGCACCACUUACACACAAUCGACAUAUACCGCCGCUACCGGAAUUUAUGAGGGCCCAACGCCUCCUUACAAGCCUACGGAACAUUACGAACUUGAUUCUCAGACGCCGAAUGAGCUUGAUUCGGGCUGGGCAGGAGGCGAGCUGGAAAAUCGGGAGGUGCCGGCGCAUAGACGGAAUUAA